AUGUCAAAUAACCACAUGCCUGGUUCUGGUGCCCCAAAUUUACCUGUUUCUUCUUCAUAUAAUGUAAAUGUUGAUUCUUCUGGCUCCCAGUAUCAGACACAGAUAAAUAAUCAUACGUUUCCAUCAGGGUUUUCAUUGGGACAGAAGGCAGACGCAUCAACUUACUGGAGAGAAUUUACAAGUCCUGGAGAGAAUUUGCACGCUUCUGAUUUUGGAUCCAUUUCUGUUGUUAAAACAUCAUCCCCGGGUGCAGAUGGUUUAUUAGUCUCGGCACACGAUGCUAAAUCAAGCCCAAUUGCUGUGUCACCAGCUGCUAACUUACCAACUAUUGUGGCUUUAGAAUCAUCAAGUUUAUCUGGUAAUGUUUCUUCUCCGAUGAUUGGAACAGUCGAAAUGAAGAAUUCUUCAGAACCUGCUUUGCCAGCUGUUGCUAAUUCAGAAAAAAUUGGAAUAGCAGUAACCUUGGGAAAUUCUGUCGCGCCACCGGUGCAUGUUUUCAGAUUUAUAUGUUAUAAAUUUGCCUCUGGUUUAUGUUGCUUCUUAUUUGGAAUUCAAUUUUUCUGUAGUUUUGAGACUACUACAACUCAAGUUACAGUAGUGUAUGGUGAUGGAUUUUCUUCGAAGAAUAGAGAGCUGUUAUGCUGGAUGUUGAUCCAACAAUUUUGUAGUGUAGUUGUUAGUCAACUGCUAACAGGUGAAGAAUAUGCUACAAAUUCCAAUGAGAAUGUCAAGAAAGAUGUUGUAAUAACUGAAAUCGGAGGUACUACUCCAUCAGAUGAGAAAAUAGUCGAGCUGGGACCAUUAGUUUAUGAGAGCAAAGCGGAGGAAAAGAGUACAUUCAAAACUCUUUUGGAAUCUGCAAAUAUUGGGUCUGAUUGCAUGUGGAAUCAGGCCAUGAGAGCAGUAAUUAAUGACCGGAGAUAUGGUGCUCUAAAAUCCCUUUGUGAGCAGAAGCAAGCUUUUAAUGAGUAUUUGAGCCAAAAGAGAAAACUAGAAGCGGGUGUUAAACAGAAAAAAGCUCGGGAAGAUUUCAGGGAUUGCAAGGAGCUGUCACCAUCAUCAAGAUGGAGGCUAGUAGCCAGUGGUGGAAAGUUCAGGACCGCUUGGAAACUGAUGAAAGAUGCUCCCGCCUUGAGAAAAUCAAUCGCUUGGAGAUUUUCCAGGUACUACUUAUUUACAGAUGUUAUGGAUGAGCUGGAGAAACAGUAUCUUGAUGACAAGUCACAAAUUAAAGAUGCAGUUAGGAUGGCCGAGAUUGGAUUGACAUUAGCCUGGAUGCUUGAUGAUUUUAAGGUUGCAAUCGCCAAGUAUAUUAGCUCUCCACCAAUGUCAGAUACCAACUUAAAGUUUGUCUUUGAGGAGUUACUGGAAAGGGCCAGGGAGAAAGAAGAAAAAGAAGCUAAAAAGCGUAAAUGUCUAGCAGAUGAGUUCUAUGAACUCCUUCAUGAAAUUACUGCAUCGUCGAAAUGGGAGGACUGGAAAUCCCUCUUCGGAGAUAGAAUAAUGGGUGAUGAGGGUUUGCUGCUUGAAAUAUUUAACAAAUUUGUUAAUGAACUAAAAGAGAAGGAGCGCAAGCAUCAAGAGGAUUGA
This is a messenger RNA of Capsicum annuum, 1590 nucleotides long. Its product is annotated as pre-mRNA-processing protein 40A-like. The record is from RefSeq and is a predicted model, not a curated record. Gene Ontology annotation, cellular component: U2-type prespliceosome; U1 snRNP. The transcript is spliced from 15 exons. Bases 1 to 1590 code for a protein of 529 amino acids. Gene Ontology annotation, molecular function: RNA binding. Gene Ontology annotation, biological process: mRNA cis splicing, via spliceosome. Lineage: Eukaryota; Viridiplantae; Streptophyta; Magnoliopsida; Solanales; Solanaceae.